Molecule: messenger RNA, 5348 nt
Organism: Acipenser ruthenus (sterlet)
Lineage: Eukaryota; Metazoa; Chordata; Actinopteri; Acipenseriformes; Acipenseridae
Product: zinc-binding protein A33-like
Exons: 6
Coding region: 354-1781 (475 amino acids)
Molecular function (GO): zinc ion binding; protein binding
Source: RefSeq, a predicted model, not a curated record
ACAAAGCCGCAGGAGUUAAAAACCUUGACUCAGUACAACCUCGCCCACUUAAGGAAUCUGCAGCUUGAAAUACAGGUCUGUACAGGAAGUGCAAGGGGGUCUAUCUUGGGAACAGCUUUGUGAUUGAAUGAGAAAGGGGAACAUGAGAAACAUAAGAACAUCCAUGAAACGGAAGACUUUAAAGCUCACAGUGAAGUAAAUCUGCCACACAGUAGAGUAUAUCAUUAUCAGCAGGGAUUCUUAUUAUUGCAGGAAUUAAGGCAAAUCCGAGUGUAAGGUGAACAAGUUUGAGGUUGUGUGAGUUUGAAAGGAGUCAUUACAGAGAGCUAGGCAGGGUGUGACUUUGUACAGAAAUGGCAGCAAACACUUCUUGUCUGGAAGAAGAGCUUUCCUGCGCUGUGUGCUGUGAGAUUUUCAAGGAUCCUGUAACUCUUCAUUGUAACCACAGUUUCUGUAAAGCAUGUCUGGAUCAGUGCUGGAAAGAGAAGGGAACUCGGGAGUGUCCAGUGUGCAGGAGGAGGGCUUCAAUAGAGGAUCCUGCUGUGGAUUUCAGGCUCAGGAAUAUCGUGGAGUGCUUCUUAAAAGAUCACAGUGAGAAACCUCCAGCACCUCCUGGAAUGCUCUGCAGUCUGCAUGAGGAGAAACUGAAGCUGUUCUGUGUGGAUGAUGAAGAGGCUGUCUGUCUUGUGUGUCAAACUUCAGAGAAACAUGAAAAUCACAAGCUCCGUCCAGUCCAGGAAGCUGUACGGAAUUAUAAGGGAGAACUCAAGACUGCGCUGGAGCCCUUGAGGGACAAGCUGAAAACCUUUAAUAAAGUUAAAGCACAAUGUGAUGAAACAGCAGAGCACAUCAAGAAACAAGCCCAGCAAACAGAGAGGCAGAUAAAGGAGGAGUUUGAGAAACUUCACCAGUUUCUACGAGAUGAAGAAAAGGCCAGGAUAGCUGCACUGAGGAGGGAAGAGGAACAAAAGGGAAGAAUCAUGAAAGAGAAGAUUGAAAAUAUUACAAGAGAAAUCUCAUCCCUUUCAGACACAAUCCGAGUGAUAGAACAGGAGCUGGAAGCUGAAGACAUCUUCUUCCUGCAGUACAAAGACACAAAGAGAAGAGCCGAGUGCACACUGCAGGAUCCACAGUGUGUUUCAGGAGCGCUGAUAGAUGUAGCCGAGCACCUGGGCUCUCUGAAGUACAAAGUGUGGGAGAAGAUGCUGGGGAUUGUUCAAUACACUCCAGUGACUCUGGAUCCCAACACAGCAGCACCCUGGCUCACACUGUCUGAGGAUCUAACAAGUGUGAGAUUCAGCGAUGAGUGGCAGCAGCUUCCUGACAACCCAGAGCGGUUUGAUUCCUAUGUUUUUGUGCUGGGGUCUGAGGGAUUCACUUCAGGGAAACACUGCUGGGAUGUUGAAGUUGGAAACAAAACUGACUGGGAUCUGGGUGUGACAAAAGAGUCCAGCCAAAGGAAAGGGGAAUUCACUGUGAACCCAGGAGCAGGAUACUGGGUUAUAGGCCUGAGGGGUGGGGAUCAGUACUGGGCAUGGACCUCACCAUGGUCUACAGGACUCACUGUGGAGAAGAAACCCCAGAAGAUCAGAGUUCAGCUGGACUGUGAUGUGGGGGAGGUGGCAUUCUUUGACUCCAGUGAUAUGAGACCUCUCUACACUUUUAAACACAGAUUUACUGACAGGAUGUUUCCAUAUUUCUCUCCUUGCUUCAAUGAAGUUGGGAAAAACUCUGCCCCCCUCAGAGUGUGCCCUGUGAAGACAGUUAUAAAAGUGGACUAGCCCAAUGUGUUCAGGAUGAACAAUAGGGCUGUAUAAUAAUAAUAAUAAUAAUAAUAAUAAUAAUAAUAAUAAUAAUAAUAAUAAUAAUAAUAAUAAUCCUGUGACCUUGCUGGCCACUGCACACUAUAAAUAAAUAAACGUAUUUACUUAAUUGUUUUGACCAUUCUGAUUUUGUUAUGUAACAUUAGGAUUCUAUUAACCCUUUACAGUCAGCAAACCCCAGCUUCACAAUAAGUGAUUGAAGGUGAAGAACAGGGAGAGGAGGAAAAGAAAGUGUGGAGAGCAGAAGUCUCCAGCUAUAUAACUACUAGGUCACACUGGCCAUAGUUUUAUUCUUCAAUAGUUUGUGUCUAAAACUGUGAAACAGCUGGGUCCCCCUGCCCCUAUCGCUGCUGCAUAUUGCUCUUCAGCGCCACUGUUCCUCUCACUGAGGGCUCUUGAGUUUAUUCCUAUCCAUUCCAGGGAGAGUCUGUGUAGAAUUGCUCUGCUCUGCCAUCCUGCUCUCGUGAUCGUGGUGUUAACGAGUCCCCCGAGCAGCUCUUUAGAAACGCUGUCUGGUUAAUGAGGGAAACCUGGCUUGAUCUCUACCUGAACCACAGCGCUCCAGAUCAACAUGGCUGCUCAAACACUGUGUGGCGAGUGAGAGGAAACCUGGCUUGAUCUCUACCUGAACCACAGCGCCCCAGAUCAACAUGGCUGCUCAAACGCUGUGUGGCGAGUGAGGGAAACCUGGCUUGAUCUCUACCUGAACCACAGCGCCCCAGAUCAACAUGGCUGCUCAAACACUGUGUGGCGAGUGAGGGAAACCUGGCUCGAUCUCUACCUGAACCACAGCGCCCCAGAUCAACAUGGCUGCUCAAACGCUGUGUGGCGAGUGAGGGAAACCUGGCUUGAUCUCUACCUGAACCACAACGCCCCAGAUCAACAUGGCUGCUCAAACGCUGUCUGGCGAGUGAGGUAAACCUGGCUUGAUCUCUACCUGAACCACAGCGCCCCAGAUCAACAUGGCUGCUCAAACACUGUGUGGCUUACAAACUGCAUGUGCUGUCCUGACUGAGCGCUGCUUGGCGUAUUUCAAAUGCAUUGAAAGAUUGAUUUAAUUUUCAGGGAUUUUUUUAUUCUGCAAAGGAGAAACAAAACUAAUUGGACAUAAUUGAGAUCAAUGAAGCAGGUUAAUUUUAUUGAUUUGAAAAAUGGUUUAUCCUGCAAAUGAUACCAGGGCAAUGAUCGUGUGUUAUCUUUGACAUGGUAUUGAAGACAGUUUUUAUUAAUCCGUCAGACUUUGUUCACAGCAUCCACAGUUACAGUAUACAGGACCAAACCAGGGGACUGUCAGUUCCAAUUGUUUAAAAGCCAUUCUGCUUACCUUGCUGCACACAUCUGUACGUAUUUCAAAAGUGUACUGUCUGCUGAUAGAUUAGGAGAUAUGAGCGUUCUUAUUGAAGAAACAAAACAUAAAGGCAAAUGAAGAUGUUUCAGAAUAUCGAGGCUAACUUGAACUUUUUGGUCAUGUAGAAAUAUAAAACUGAAACUAGCAAUGAAAAUAAAACAACAGAAGACCAUUAGAAACUAUUUAUAAACGAAUUAAAAAAACUAAAUCUGCAAAAAAAAAACCCUGUUCAGCCAGUGUCAGGCUCCUGCUUAGGGAUUAACAGACACAUCAUUGCCAUGGGGUUACAUUUCUUUACAGACUGUGAUGUUACUGUAUUAAAGCUUUACUUAUGAGGCCAGCUUUUAUAUAACUUCUGAAAUUCGUUUUUAAAUUAACCACUAACACAAAACAUGCAACACUGUUUAACGUGUUAGGAAAUUAAUUGUUAACCGUUAUACUAAACUACAAAACUUCAAAAAAGCCCCUUUUAUUAUUAUAUCUUUAUACCUAUCUGUGUCUCCCUGGUACCUCAGAGUAACUGCAGUGUGCAGGGCUCUACCUAUCUGUGUCUCCCUGGUACCUCAGAGUAACUGCAGUGUGCAGGGCUCUACCUAUCUGUGUCUCCCUGGUACCUCAGAGUAACUGCAGUGAGCAGGGCUCUACCUAUCUGUGUCUCCCUGGUACCUCAGAGUAACUGCAGUGUGCAGGGCUCUACCUAUCUGUGUCUCCCUGGUACCGGUAUAGUAACUGCAGUGUGCAGGGCUCUACAUAUCUGUGUCUCCCUGGUACCUCAGAGUAACUGCAGUGUGCAGGGCUCUACCUAUCUGUGUCUCCCUGGUACUGGUAUAGUAACUGCAGUGUGCAGGGCUCUACCUAUCUGUGUCUCCCUGGUACUGGUAUAGUAACUGCAGUGUGCAGGGCUCUACCUAUCUGUGUCUCCCUGGUACCUCAGAGUAACUGCAGUGUGCAGGGCUCUACCUAUCUGUGUCUCCCUGGUACCUCAGAGUAACUGCAGUGAGCAGGGCUCUACCUAUCUGUGUCUCCCUGGUACCGGUAUAGUAACUGCAGUGUGCAGGGCUCUACCUAUCUGUGUCUCCCUGGUACCGGUAUAGUAACUGCAGUGUGCAGGGCUCUACCUAUCUGUGUCUCCCUGGUACCUCAGAGUAACUGCAGUGUGCAGGGCUCUACCUAUCUGUGUCUCCCUGGUGCUGGCAGUUUAUAAAGAUGAGCGAUUUCACUUCAUAGCUGCAAUGUUUUGUCUUUUUAGCAACUGAAUUGUUCACUAGUGGCUGAACCUGCCCCCGGGUUCCUGACAGUGUGAGUGAAACCCCAUUGUGUACUGGUUAUAUCUGUCAGCUCUCAACACCACUGAUGCCCCUGGCAAUAACUUCACUUCAGCAGUAAUUACUACAGGGCUCUCCAAGGAGCAGACAUAUAGACAUGCUGGUGAAGAAGAGGGAGAUUCAGUUACAGAUGACACUGUGAUUAAGUGACAUAUUGUCUUUAAAUGACACAAUUAAACAAAGUGCCUCUGUAUUCACAUUUAUGGCUCCAGUUCCAGGGGUAGUGCAUCAAUAUAAAGUCCAUCUUUUCACUGGUGUGGAAGUGUGUGGCAAAUGUGCCCCGCCUCUGUGUGCAUUUGUGUGUUAUAUGUUGCAUGUAGUGUAUUAAUGUUGGUGUAUAGAUAUGGCUGCACGGGAUAUAAAUGGGUGUGUGCAGAACAAGUUAUUUAAAAUGUAUAAUUGUAUUUAGACACGGGGAUUGCACUUCACUUCACGUGCAUUUAAAGUAUUUAAUAUGUGAGCACGAGGUUGCACAUAAUUAAUUCACGUGCUGGGAUUCAAGUGAAUAAUUAAUUAGAAAUUGAAUCCCGGCACAAUAGUAUAUAUAGAUGCACGUUGAACUCACUCGGGGUUGUGUGUUCAGGGCGAAAGAACAGGAGAGAGUGAGGAGAGAAAGUAAAAAGAGAAAGUAAGCAAUUGCUACGUGGUGCUGGAAGACCAGCACGGUACGUGUUUGUUUAGUGUUCGUCCCUGUUUGUUAGUGUCUGUUUGUUUUGUUUGUCUGUUUAUCUUGGCCGCAAGUGCCGUGUCCUGUGUCUUGUUUUGUUCAAACCUUUUAUUUUACAAUAAACUGACGCAAGCAAGCGCAUUUACCAUUUCAUCCAUCCUGUCUGUCUUGUUCAUUCUCUGGUU